This is a messenger RNA of Brassica oleracea var. oleracea, 2505 nucleotides long. Its product is annotated as wall-associated receptor kinase-like 22. NCBI's taxonomy places the organism in Eukaryota, Viridiplantae, Streptophyta, Magnoliopsida, Brassicales, Brassicaceae. The transcript is spliced from 3 exons. The record is from RefSeq and is a predicted model, not a curated record. Gene Ontology annotation, cellular component: plasma membrane. The coding region runs from base 94 to 2376 and encodes 760 amino acids. Gene Ontology annotation, biological process: cell surface receptor signaling pathway; protein phosphorylation. Gene Ontology annotation, molecular function: ATP binding; calcium ion binding; protein serine/threonine kinase activity.
UUUCCCAGAAUAUUUAGGCGAAACACAGACAUACAUGAUAUGAGGAAACCAAAAACAUAGCCAAAAUAAAGAAGCAGCAAAAAAAAGAAAAAAAUGAAGAGAUGGAGUCUUUACUUUAUUAUUCUACUCUGUCUCCUAACUCUGUUAAUCUUCAAUGGCCCUUCUUUGUUAACAACAGCUCAAAACCUUGACCCUUCUUCAAGUCUAUGUAAACGUACCUGUGGAGGAAUCUCGAUUCCUUUCCCUUUCGGUAUCGGACCGAAACACUGUUAUCUCAAUGACUGGUACAAGGUUGUCUGUAACACCAACACCACCUCCGGCUCCGGUAAGCGUCUAGCUCCGUUCCUCUCUAAGAUCAACAAAGAAUUAGUGAGCAUCACUCUUCGAAAUGACAUGGACAGUUCCCAUGGCGUUGUUCACAUCAAAACUCCGGUGACUUCCUCCGGCUGUUCUCAACGACCCGUAAAGCCUCUUCCUUUAAACGUCGCCGGUAAAGGAAGCCCCUUCUUCAUCACCCAGUCGAAUCGUCUCGUCUCUGUAGGUUGCGACACCAGAGCUUUGGUUACCGACAUCGAAUCUCAGAUCAUAGGAUGCGAAUCGAGCUGCGACAGGAACAAGAGUCGCCUAGGCCUAGACAGGAUCUGCAGUGGUUACAGAUGUUGUCAGGCGAUGAUCACGGCGGAUAGACCACAAGUGAUCGGCGUUGACUUAGAAAGCUCCGCUGGUGGUAACAUAACUCUUUGUAAAGUCGCUUUCUUGACGAAGGAGACUUACUCUCCGGCGAAUGUUACCGACCCGGAGCAAAUUUCUAGUAAUGGGUUUACUGUGAUCGAGCUUGGAUGGUUCUUUGAUGCAUCGGAUCAUCGGUUAGUGAAUCCAGUGGGUUGUUUGAAUUUGACGGAUGCUAAGUAUUACACGAGGGAACCGAGCUGUGUUUGCGAGUACGGUUACUUAUCUGGGUUUGGUUACAGUAACUGUUUCUGCAAUGACAUUGGUCACAGAGGGAAUCCUUAUCUUCCUGGUGGAUGUAUUGAUAUUAAUGAAUGCGAGGGAGAAUUAGGACGAAGCAGGUGUGUAGGACAAACUUGUGUGAAUGUCCCUGGAUCGUUUAGGUGUGUGCCAAAGGAAACAGGGAAGAUCUCGCCUAUGAUUCUAGGUGUUGUUCUAGGUUUGGCAUUGUUGUUCUUCGUUCUUGGGAUCUGGGGAUUAAUUAAAUUCGUUAAGAAGAGAAGGAAGAUUAUCCGAAAGAGGGAGUUCUUUAAACGUAAUGGAGGUUUAUUGUUGAAACAACAACUAACUACAGAAGGAGGUAAUGCUGAGACAUCUAGGAUAUUCAGCUCCAAAGAGCUGGAGAAAGCGACCGAUAACUUCAACAAGAACAGGGUUCUUGGACAGGGAGGUCAAGGCACUGUCUACAAAGGAAUGUUGGUAGAUGGAAGAAUCGUAGCUGUAAAAAGAUCUAAAGUUUUGGAUAAAGACAAAGUCGAAGAGUUCAUCAAUGAGGUUCAUGUUCUCUCGCAGAUUAACCAUAUAAACAUCGUGAAACUCAUGGGGUGUUGUCUCGAGACAGAGGUUCCUAUAUUGGUUUAUGAGCAUAUUCCAAACGGAGACCUAUUCAAACGCCUACAUGAUGAUUCAGAUGAUUACGCCAUGACUUGGGAAGUGCGUUUGCGGAUAGCUGUGGAGAUUGCAGGAGCACUUGCUUACUUGCACUCGGCUGCAUCUACACCGGUCUAUCACAGAGAUGUCAAGACCACAAACAUACUCUUGGAUGACAAGUAUAGAGCCAAGGUGUCGGAUUUUGGUACUUCGAGAUCUAUAAGCAUAGAUCAGACACACUUGACAACUCAUGUUGCAGGUACUUUUGGAUAUUUGGAUCCAGAGUACUUUCAAACUAGCCUGUUCACUGAUAAAAGUGAUGUUUAUAGUUUUGGGAUUGUCUUGGUUGAGCUUAUAACGGGAGAAAAACCGUUUUCUGUUGUGCGGCUUGAAGAAAACAGAGGGCUUGCAUCUCAUUUCAUCGAGGCCAUGAAAGAGAACAGAGUUCUUGAUAUAGUUGAUUCUCGGAUCAAAGAAGAAUUCAAACCGGAACAAGUAUUGGCUGUGGCAAAACUUGCGAGAAGGUGUUUAAGCCUAAAAGGGAAGAAGCGUCCAAGCAUGAGAGAGGUUUACAGUGACCUUGAGAAGAUCCGUUCAUCACUUGAAGAUUUAGAGGUAACUAUCGAAGAAGAGGAAGAAGAAGAAGAAGAAGAAAUGCCAAUAGAAAUUAACAUAGAUGAUUCUUGGAGUGUGGACAUGACUGCUCCAGCGUCUCUCUUUGAUUUAUAUCCUAAGUUAGAUGUUGAACCACUGGUACCUCGACGAACAUGGUCAUGAUGGAAUCUGACAAGACUGCAAUGAUGUACCAAAAUGUGGUUUAAUUGCGUGAUAACAAAUACUCCUAAUGUUCCACUCUACAUUCAAACCAUAAAAAUGUUUUCAAAAACCUUUCAGCAUUACAUUCUA